Messenger RNA from Guillardia theta CCMP2712, 651 nucleotides. RefSeq lists its product as hypothetical. The transcript is spliced from 5 exons. The coding region runs from base 1 to 651 and encodes 216 amino acids. Gene Ontology annotation, molecular function: protein binding. Lineage: Eukaryota; Cryptophyceae; Pyrenomonadales; Geminigeraceae. The record is from RefSeq and is a predicted model, not a curated record. Gene Ontology annotation, biological process: protein homooligomerization.
AUGUAUACAGUAGCAGAUGCGGAGGGAUCGAGCGCCAACAAGAUUAUUCAGCUGAAUGUCGGAGGACAGUUCUUCUCUACCUCCCGGGAGACUUUGGAGGCAGCCGGGCCCUCUUUCUUCUCCGUCUUGAUCGGGGGGAACUUUGGGGGGCAGAGGGACGCUAAGGGGAACUUGUUCAUCGAUAGAGACCCAAAACUCUUCAGCUACGUCCUCAACUACCUGAGGUCCCAGUGCACGCACCUGGCCAUCGACAAGACCAACAAGUCCAAGUUGCAGUCGAUGCUUGUCGAAGCAGAGUUUUACGCGGUUCAGCCGUUGAUAGCAGAGAUCGAAGAGCUGAUAGCAAACAUGGACAAGCAGGAGACUGAGCAGAAGAAGAAACACUGGGAGUACGUAGGAUCAACAAUGACCAUGGGCCCUGCUCAGCCUUCUGCCUUCAAGAAUCUCGCGACUGUCAACGGUCCCCAAGGGGACGCCAGCCAUACCACCCCUGCCGUCAUGCCCUCAGCUGGUAUCGAGCUGCUUACUGAGCAUGACGAGAACUCUUCCGACUCCACCGACUCCUCCCACUCCUUUGGCGGCAGAUACCUUCACGAGCAGCAUGCCCAGCUGAUCAGUUAUGCCGCCACCCACAUGGAUCUUGACUUCUAG